Ciona intestinalis (vase tunicate) is the source of this 10734-nucleotide messenger RNA. Lineage: Eukaryota; Metazoa; Chordata; Ascidiacea; Phlebobranchia; Cionidae. The record is from RefSeq and is a predicted model, not a curated record.
GAUUCUCGAUAGUGUUUUCGCAGAGCGUGCUGUAAAGACGAAUUUAACGAAAUUCGUUGUAGUGUUGGUCCAAUGAAAACUGAACAACAUCGGUAUAAUUAAAACGACAAUCAAAUUAAGCAUUUGGCAAAGCAUAUGCAGGUCAAUUGAAAGAAACCGGAAUUUAAGAUUUGCAAUUAACCUAAUCAGCGCUGGCGUGCUUCGGAAGUGGAGGAAAUCGGUUACUUUCUUUACGUCUGGUGUUGUUCGACCACAGUUUAGCGUGUCACGUUCGUAAGUAGUAAAGUUGUAGUAAUAUAUUGGAUAUUACACUGUUUUAUUACGUGACGUACACGGUAUAGCAUUAUAUAUUGUUAACAACGCAGAAUUGCAUUGUUGUUGCGUAUUUCUUGCAGUAAUGCUGGCUUGCUGGUCCACAAUGUGGAAGUAGGUAUGAUUGUAGAAUAAAAAAGAGUCAGGUGUAUUUUAACCAGACUAGUCUGCAAUACAGAUUUCUUAUUUUGUUUUAAAAUUCAAAAUAGAGUCAUUUUUUAAGAACCGAGUCAGGUUUUUAUUUUUCAUUAAAACGAUUUUAUGUAUCUCAGUUAUUAUACAGGUUUUAAAAUCGGCGGUUAAUUUUUAUUUUUGUAAGAGUUAAAUAAGCGAUAAUCGUAUUCAUAAACACACAUGCCUUACCCGAGAGUGCCCGCCGGUUGCAAUCACAGGAAAAAAUGGCCAAAUAUUGGAAUUAUAUUGACGUCAAUAUUUCUCUCCAUUCGUGUGGCAAGAGCUUCGAACUACGCGAGCAUGAUUACCCAAUUUUAUCCUUGUAAUGUUGCCAACGGUCUAGAUCUAAAUGUAACGACGUCAAGCGAAGUUUCUUUAUACAUCAGCAACAACCCCACAACUUACACACCAGACAAGACGUAUUUAGGUUCACUGAGAAGUCAACAUUCAUUUAAUUACGUUGUCAUCACGGCCGUUGUUUCAUCCAGCAGCUCCCCAGAAUCAGAUUCUCAGCAUUCUACAUCAAGUCGCUGCAUGCUUCUACACCAAGGAAUCUCAAUGCAAGCUAUGAACACGACUACUUUUUAUUGGGUAGCUCCACCUUCUGGAACUGGGUGCAUAACCGUUAUCGUGAAAGCGUCCACUCCACAAGAAAUCGUCCUUAACGAUAUUCCUGUUUUGCGGUUAUGUGAAGAUGGAAUAAGUAACGAAGAAGAAACGGCCGUUUCAACUUCAUUUAUAUUUCGUGAAAAUUUCAAUUUGGGAUCUCUUUCGAAUAACUGGAACACUGAACGUGCAGUUGACGUUACAUUCAGCAACACAUGUGGUGUUAUAUCAGAUAAUCCAUCUGCUUUGUUUUGUAACAGUCAUUCUAACACACUUGUUACUAAGCCAUUGAAUUUAACAUCUGCUUCAACUCUAGAGUUCGCAGUGGGAAGUGGAACAUGUUCUCCAACAACGAACCAAAUUAUUGUAUCAUACAAAACACAAUCCACUUCAUCAAGAUGGACAACUCUAUACGUUGUUCCAUCAGUUGAAUCAAGUGGUCAUGGUGUUGUACAUGUGGCGAUGAUACCUACAGAUGCAGAGCAGCCAAAUGUAGAAAUACAAUUUUCAGAAGAAGUCACUUUUACAACUGAUGAAAGUUGUUGGUGGUUGGAUGAUGUUGCGAUCCUCAGUGAGCUGAAUCGACCACAAUAUGUUCAAGAUGACAUGGAUCCGGCUAAUGACGAUAACUGGUUGUUUUUACCUGGUGCAGACAUCACUUCGAGAUGUGGUCACAGUAACUCCAUGAUGUUUCCUGAACAUGACUCCCCAACAUCAGCAACAACAACAGAUGUUGAUUUAUCUCACGGAGCCAACAAAGGGACUCCCAUCAUAAACAUGAUCCGAAGAGGUGGAACUAUUAUUAAGGGAGCUUGUGGUCACAACCCUAAUGAGAUGGUUCGUGUGUUUAAUGGACCUGGUUCACGUAGUUACUGCACCAACACUGACGUUGAUCUUACCUCAAAAGUUGCUGCAACUUUUUAUCUCACUAUAGGAGGAAGCAACUGCUCACGAAGUUCUUCUCAUUCCAUGGAUAUCCAAUAUUUCUUUGUACAAAAUGAUGUAAGACACAACGUGAAACGUUUCCACUAUGAUGCAUACCAGAACUGUCGAAAAGUUGUUGUCCCGAUUCCUCGUCGUGCUCGAACUCCAGGAACAAAUAUUUGUUUCAGUCAAGAGGAUCACGGUGGGAGGGAUGUCAAUGUGUGGGGGGUGGACUCAUUUACACUCGUUGAUAAACAGAUUGAUAAUCAUUACUUCAUGCAGUUCUCUAUUAACUUAGCUUGUGGUCAUGCUCAUACAUCAAGUGUUGAAGUCCAGUACUCUACAGACCAUGGACGUACCUGGCUUUUGCUACAAAAUGAAUGCUUGCCUGGUUCUUGUCCUGGUCAUUUUUGGUGGCAGAACACUGUGUAUGAUAGUGAUGCAUAUUCAAGCUGGAGAAGAGUUACAAUCCCACUUCCUGAAUCCGCAUUGACUACUGCUACGAGGUUUCGAUGGUUGGAACAAAGAUCGAAUGUGACAUCACAAUGGGCGAUUGAUGAUGUUUAUGUCGGAUCUGAUCGAACUUGUCCUUUAUUAUGCAGUAACAAUGGCUUUUGUACUUUGAAUGGAUGCAGAUGCGAUGAAGGAUAUACAGGUCAUGCUUGUAGAAUCCCUUUACGAAGGUUACCUCAAUUCUUAUCGGAAAACUUCAAUUUGGGAAUUUGGAAUCAUACUUUAUUUGAACCAGCUGAUGGAGGUGAGGUUGGAUUUCACUGUGGAAUCAUCAGCUCUGGAAAAGCUCUUGUGUUUGAUGGCGAAGGAAAGAGAAUGCUGAUGACAAAACCUCUUAACACAACUAGUCUAAAAUACAUGCAAUUCACCAUACUUCUUGGUCGGUAUUCAACCACUGGAACUUGUCAACCACCAAGUAGAGAAGGGGAAGGAAUCGUUCUUCAAUAUUCUGUGGAUGGUGGUGUUUUGUGGAAGCUGUUGGAACAUAUUUCACCCCAAAACAUUGGAAGACGGAGAAUCGUCAGCAUCACUUUACCAGAAGAUGCGAGGAACCACGGUGUGCAGUUUAUGUGGUUGCAAUCAGAGCAACCAUCCAACACUGCAGUGUGGGCACUUGAUGAUAUUCUCAUCACAUCCACUUUGUUUCGAACAGCCUACAGUACAUCAGUCAAUUUUCACAUGGGCAAAAUUCGUAACUUCUGUGGGAGAGAACGUGUUUUAGUAUUUCCAAAGUUAGAAGAACCGCAUGAUGGUGAAAUACGUUUUGCUGAAACACAAACUUUUCAAAUCAGCCAAGGUUACAUUUUACAAGCAGAGUUGGUCAUGGGGUGUGGGUCUAAUGUUUCCAGGAAAGCAAAUGAGAUAGAUGAUGAUACGACUCACUUGGAACUUCAAUAUUCAACAAAUCAUGGAAGAACUUGGAACAGACUUGCUCAACUGUGUACACCUGGUGGAAAGUGUGGUCCUUAUUUUCACCAAAACUCUGUACUAUAUGCAAGCGAAUAUAGAAAGUGGGUGAGGACAAUUGGCCCAUUACCACAACACACAUGGUCAAAUUCAACACGAAUUCGUAUUUUGCAAUCUGACAUGUUAAACAACAAUAAAGAAUGGGCGGUGGAUAAUGUUUAUAUGGGUCCAGGGUGUCCAAACUUCUGCCAUAAUCAUGGUCUGUGUCGUAAUGGUCAAUGCAUUUGUGAUCCAGGGUUUUCAGGAAUGACGUGUUUACCAAAUAAUCCACUUCCUGACUUUGUUGAAACCUCGUUUGGCAACACUGGAAGUUUGGAAGGUUGGAAACAGGUUGGAGCUCGUGUUGUUGGCUUGUACAGCAAUGUAUCAAAUGUUUGUGGGCCAAUGGUAUCAGCUGGGUUCUUACAUUUAUUUGGGCCAACCUUAAGGAAACUUGAGUCACCAGAUUUAAAUGUUCAAUCUGGUGGGCAGAUCCAGUUUUAUCUUCAAAUAGGAGGUGGCAAUUGUAAUUAUACAUUAUCUCGAACGAAUGGUGUAAUUCUUCAAUAUUCAACUAAUGGUGGAGCAACCUGGAAGUUUAUUCAGGAAUUUUAUUACAGUAGUUACCCUACACCAACUUAUAUCAAUAUUCCUAUACCUACAACAGCAAGAACACAUCAUACAAGGUUUAGGUGGUGGCAACCUGAAAAUAAGGGCAAAGGUGAAGACACGUGGUCGCUUGAUGAUAUUUUUAUUGGUGAAAGAAUGCUGAAUGAUGAUGCUAGAUUGGAUGAGUCAGCAGAUUUUCAACAACCUCAUGAUAACCUUCAACUGCAUGAAGUUCAACUAAAGGAAAAUAUUUUCACAACUUUUUCAAACAUUGGAAAUUGGGUUGAUUUUUGUUCUCCUCGUAACGGGUCAUUUGUUUUCAAUAAAUUGAAAGGAGAUCGAUUUGCAAUGACCAAGGAUAUCUUCUUGAAAGCUGGUGAUGUCAUUCAAUUUCAGAUCAACAUUGGUUGCUCCAAGAAUUUUUCAUUUGAGAAUCCAGUUCGACUUGAGUAUAGUCAUGAUGGUGGACACACGUGGGAUUAUGUUCGUCACUCAUGUUAUCCUAAUGGACGAUCGCUAACAGAAGAAGAUUUAUCUUCUCAUAGUCCAGAAGAUUCUACAUCUCAUCUAUGCACGGGAGCUUCACGUGAGCUGCGUGAAUCAAGUCAAUAUCACGCUGGUGAUUAUGAUGAGUGGAAAACUGUUGUGAUACCUGUGCUUCCCAUGAUUGCUGAAGCACCAUCUCGAUUCCGCUGGACUCAACGCAUUGAAAAUGAACCACUGGACUGGGCAAUCCAUAAUGUUUACAUCGGACCAAAUUGUGUGAAACAUUGCAGUGGACAUGGUGUUUGUACUUAUAAUAGUUCCAACCAACCACAAUGUAUCUGUGAUUCUGGAUAUGAAAGUGACAGUUUUGGAUCUUGUUCACCUUUAAGAAACAGUCUGGAUGGAUUUUCUGUUAAUUUUAAUGAACUUUCCACUGAUUACUUUCAUUACAUGCGUGGUGGUAAGCUUGGGAAUGGCUGUGGAAACAUAAAAAGUGGAAAGUCGAUUUACUUUGGUGGAGAAGGAACAAGAUUGUUACAAACCAAUCCAAUAAACACAACUAAUAUCAGACUUGUCCAAUUUUAUCUAAAACUUGGAAAUUCGUUAAAUGAUGAAGAAUGUUUGGCUCCAACUAUUCGUGAUGAAGGAAUUCUUUUCCAAUAUUCGAAUGAUAAUGGGAUUACAUGGAAGUUAAUUAAGGAGCUUUACUUUGAUGCAUACCAAGAAAGUCCAACAUUGAUCAAGCUGCAGAUUCCUCUCAGAGCAAAAACAGAAUCAACAAUAUUUCGAUGGUGGCAACCAUUACCAACAAAUGUUUUUUCUAGGCUCACAGAAGUAAGAUUCAGGUGGGCUGAAGCUUCUGUUGAUCCAACAUGUCAGUGGAAACUUGAUAAUGUUUAUUUGGGGAAUGGUUGUCCAUGGAUGUGCAGUGGACAUGGAUAUUGUGAACCAACUGCUUCGAAUGUAGAUGUUUGUAGGUGCGAUCAUGGUUAUGACUUGUUACCCCACUGCCAACCAAGCACAAAACUUCCCUCUUAUUUAAAAGAUGAUUUUAAUCUACCAUGGUCAGCUGAAGGUAAAUAUUCCAUGGUGAUUGGAAAUAAAGAAAUGAACAUUGAUGACAUCACAUCUGUGGGAAUUAUCAGCCAAGGUGAAAAUAUUCAGUUUUCAAAACCUGGUAUUCGUUUGCUACAAACUGUUCCAAUGAACACAACAGAAGCAACGUUUUUGCAGUUCUACCUCACAUAUCAAGGUGAUGCAGCAAUUCAGCCAAUAAAUGAUGUGAUUGUACAAGCAAGUAUAAACAAUGGGAUAACAUGGACAACAAUUCAUCAAGUUGAUGCUUUAUUAUUGCCUGAUCGGAAAUUUGUAAACGUUAUGCUUCCUGUUCAAUUUCAACAUGAGGAUACCAUGUUCAAGUUAUGGAGUGGUGAUAUUACAAUAGAUGAGAAUGAAAGUAGUUGGGCAAUUGAUAAUUUAAUAAUUGGAGGUCAAAUGGAAAGUUGCAACAACUAUCUUCUCACCGAUGACUUCAAUAUUUUAAAUAACUCAAAUUGGGCGUUUAACUCUGGUGGGAAGCUGGGAUCCUAUUGUACAAAUAUAUUAUCUCCAGAUAUUUCAUCGUCUUCUUUGUUGUUCAAUCAAACAUUGGGUGAAACUUCAGUGACAACAAGAGAUCUUUGUUUUACCUCGUCUGAUUAUCUUGUCAUGUUUAAGAUCGCGGUGGGAUGUGACACUGAAGGGUCCUCUGAGCAGUUUGUUCGUUUUGAGUAUUCAACAGAUAAUGGUCAAACGUGGGAUCUUGUUCAACCAUAUUGUGAUGGACGUGACAUCAAUGCUCAUUGUUCAUUCAGUGAUCAUCCUUCAUCUGUUUACUACACAGGAUAUCUCAAUCAUUAUCAAAAUAUUAUUAUUUCUCUUAAGCAUUUGCCAAACAUAUGCAGCCUCGAUGCAGUGAGGUUCCGCUGGUUCCAAGGAUUCCAUAGCAGUCACCAGGAGGCGCUAGAAGCAACGCCCUGGUCGCUUGACAAUGUUUACAUCGGACCUGGUGUUGGGGAAGCUUGUGGAAAGGAAACUUUUUGUAAAACAAACCAAAACCUUCACAGUUGUCAUGAUGGGAGUUUCUAUGCAUUUGCUUGCUGCAAUGAUAGUUAUCCAACGUUUUUUUAUGAGGAUUUUGAAUGGUCAGAUUCCUCAUCAAUUCCAAACAAUUUGUGGUCAGCUGUAUCUGGUGGUUCCCCUGCUCCUAACCCUGCGUCAUGUGAUUGGAGCGUUUUUGUUGGCAAAAGUUUUCUGAUGAAUCGAAGUGGUGACCGACAACUUAUAACUGGUUACUUGGAUACCAGGAAGUCUUCGUUUAUACAAUUUUACCUGCGAUUAAACUUACAACCAAGCUUUGCUGUAGAAGAACGAAUUUCCUCACAAUUUGUUCUCCUACAAUAUUCAAUUGAUGGUGGUUUAAGUUGGAAAAGUUUUGAAACUUUUUCAUUUCAGUCAACAUUUGCAGCAGAGACACAAUAUGUAGCCCUGAUGAUUCCAGAGGAUGCCCAAUCUAAUGCAACCAUGUUUAAAUGGUGGCAACCAAGUGUUGAUGGGAAUCAUAUUUAUGAUUGGUCUAUUGAUCAUAUCAUCAUUGGUGAAACACUAAAGGAAUUGGAUGAAGAUUUUAAUCAACCAAAUCCUCUCUAUUGGUUGGAGAUGGCAUCUUCUGCAAUUCAAUUGGCCGAUUGUUGCAAUGAAAAUUGUGUUUCUAUUGGGGGAGAUAGAUACAGUAGAAUAAAUUGUGGCAAAAGCUGGAUUGUUACUAAUGGUGUGAAAGUUAACUCGGGUUCAUUUAUUCAGUUUUAUUUGUCAUCUGAUUGCGGUAAACAGAAUGCUGUUUGUCAUGACCUGGUUUUUGAAUAUUCAAAAGAUCUCGGCCACACGUGGCAACCUGUGGUCUCAUCAUGUAAUUCCAUCAACACACGAUGCGUCUUUACUUAUCCUGAUUCACUUUUCUUGUCGGAUGAAUUUUCCAACAAAAACAACAAUUCUCAACGUGUCAUUAUUCCUUUAAGAGAACAUACUUGGUCACAAUCAACAAGAUUUCGUUGGAUUCAACUCAUAGAUUCAUCUUCUGUUAACAAAUGGUCGAUUGAUGAUGUUUAUAUUGGUAGUUCCUGCCCUGGAGCAUGUAGUGGUCAUGGAAGAUGCCACCAACACAAAUGCAUUUGUGAUGAUGAGUGGAAAGGCGAUCGAUGUGAAAUUCUCACCACUUUCCUUCCAACUGAGGUGAAAGAUAUAUUUGAAACAUCUCAUUGGGAUGAGGAUGACUCCAUGUAUGCUACAGUAGUGGGAGGGGUGAUAGAUGAUGUGUGCGGAGAUCUGGGAUUCGAAACUGCUCUCCAUUUUACAGGAGGUUGCUCCAGGAAGCUUACCACGGUUCCAUUAGACACCACAGAUGCCGACUUUGUUCAGUUCAACUUCCGCUUUUCAUGCAAUACGAAUCCUGGGAAUCCCGUGAAUCGUGAUACUGGUGUCAUGAUUGACUAUUCACGAAAUGGAGGAAUCACCUGGAACGCGUUGUUUGAACUUUAUAAUGAUGGAAACAAUGAAGAAUCAAGGUUUGUGAACAUAAUGUUACCGAGAGAAUCUCGUGGAGUUGGAGUUCAAAUUCGAUGGUGGCAACCUUCGUUCACUGCAUCCGGCGCUGAUGAUUGGGCCAUCGAUAAUUUAUUCAUCGGUGGAAAACGUGAAGAGAAAAUGUUAAGCGAUGCAUUCACGAUUCAUAAUUACAAUGUCAGACCUGCAGGGCUCUACCUUGACAGAGAUGACAAGGAUAUGUGGCAGUUUUAUGACAACACAUAUCCAUCUAACUUCUGUGGUAGAAUGAAUGUUAUAAGAGCCGGUGACAAUACUGGGUUGCCGGUGUCUGUUGGGACAAAAGAUUUUGUGGCAGAAACUGGAUACAUUCUGCAGUAUACAAUUGUAGUCAUGUGUGGAACUACCAAACAAUCCCACCAACCUGUUCAUGUUCAAUAUUCAACUGACUUUGGUGAUAGUUGGCAAUACGUGACACCACAAUGCCUUCCAUCUGACAUCGAUUGCUUUGGAAAGGAGAUGACUCAGCCGACUGUACAUUUUGCGAGUCAAAACUGGAGACGGAAAACAAUUUGGUUGAGCAGUAAAUUAUUGGCAAGGCCCAUUCGUUUUCGAUUGCAUCAGUAUGCAUCAGACACACUUUGGGCUCUUGAUAGAUUGUACAUUGGUUUAGCUUGCCCUGAAGCUUGUUCUGGCCAUGGUGACUGUGUUAAAGAACUGAAUGGAGAACCUUAUUGUAUCUGUGAUGAUGGCUACACUGGAACCAACUGCUACCUACAAGAACAGCUGCCAACAUAUUUAAAAGAUACUUUCGCAUCUUCAAAUGUAACAUCUGAUCAAUGGCAUAUAUUGGACAAUGCUGCAGCAUCAGUUAACUGUGGUAGGUUGAUGGAGGGUGAUGCACUUGUUUUUGAUGGACCUGGACACAAACAAGCAGAAACUAUAGAUCUAGACCUUAGAGAUGCAAGGUUUGUACAAUACCAUGCUGCAAUUGGAGGAACAAAUCAAUCUUCACUAUGUUUACCCGUCCAUCAACGAAGUGAUGGUUUGUUGCUACAAUAUUCAACCAACGCAGGUAUUUCAUGGCAUAUGCUAAACGAAUUGGACUAUCUAUCCUACAAUACUUCAACCUAUGACUACAUCACCUUACCACUGAAUGCUCGUACAAAUUCAACCCGAUUGUUGUGGUGGCAACCUUACAUUAUUGAUCACAAAACAGGAUUAGUGAUGAUGGGAACAGAUAGAGCAGGUUGGGCGAUUGAGAAUGUUUAUAUUGGUGGGAAUGAAGUCAAUUCUCCAAAGUUGGAAUAUAACUUUGAAUCAAACGUACUACCUGUUCAUAAUAAAGGUUUACUUUCUGAUGAGAGUUUUAACUUUUAUCCACACGGAACACGAGGUGACUUGUUAUGUGGUUCAAACCCGGAUUCAAUGACUUGGAACUUAAAUAAUGAAAUAUCAGCCGAACAUAGUCUUACUACACGUCAGUUGAUUGUGGCACCUGGUUACAUGAUUCAGUUCAAGAUUAAUGUUGGAUGUGGUUCAGCAGUCAAUGAAUGCUCCAAAGAAUUUCAUGUUCGACUUGAAUACAAGACCAACCCCAUGUCAACGGCAUGGCAACUGGUGCGAGAAGAAUGUUUCCCAACAACUGUGUCACAACCAGACUGUACUUUAUUCAGUUAUAAUGAAGCCAGCAUUUAUGAACCAAUGCCCGGCAAUGUGUGGAAGAGAGUAACCAUACCUAUUGACUUCAUAGAAGCAGAAACCACCCAGUUCAGAUGGUAUCAACGCACUGUUUCCACCACACACAAACCCUGGGCAUUAGAUGAUAUUUAUAUUGGCGAGCAGUGCCCCGACAUGUGCAUGGGGCAUGGCAAAUGUGUUUCUGGUCCACUAUGUGUCUGUGAUCUCGGUUAUAGAGGUUCUAACUGUGGUGAGCCAAUUGAUCCACACUAUGUACAAGACUUCAAAGAUUCAUUUGAAGAUUCCAGCUUUUCAAUUCCAACCCAUCUUAAAUGGUCUCUCAUAUCAGGUGGAAGUAUUGGUUAUUGGAGAUGCGGUUCACUUGCGCCUCAUGGGUCGGGUAAAAGUGUUCAUUUUGAUCAGUGUGGAAAACGUAUUUUACAAACAGUGGAAAUGAACUUAAUGAAGAAAAGUUACGUACAAUAUGUUCUUCAAAUUGGAUCACUAAACCCAUCAUCUCAAUGUGCGUCUAAUCAUUCAGCACCCCGGCCACAUGGUGGUGCUGUUUUACUCCAGUAUUCAAUCAACAAUGGGAUAACAUGGGACUUGCUGCGAGAACAUGUUCCCUCACAUUACAUGAGGGGACGUAGGGUGUUUGUGAGGCUACCAACCAAGAGUCGAACUGGUCACACAGUAUUGCGAUGGUGGCAACCUACGCAUGGUGGUCAUGGUAGGAAUCAAUGGGGUGUGGAUAAUGUGGAAGUUAUAAUGAGCCAAGUGGAUCGGCAUCUCCACAAUUUACAUUUGUCUUCAAUCCUGAGGAAAUUUAAACACACACGCCAACCAAGGAACAACACAAGUUCACCAUAAACAUUCAUAUCUCAUACUUAACAUAUGUUCACAUUG